AUGACUAGUACAACAACGAAAAAAUCAAAAUCUAUAGUUAAAACAACUACAAAUGAAAAUGAAACAAUGAAUAAUAAUUUUACUAUUCUCGACGAUGACAGUGACACACUCGAAUACUCUACCGAUAUAUUAAAUCAAUAUUUUCAAUCAGGUCAUUUAAAUGAAUAUGAUAACUAUGAUGAAAUAAUAAGCGAUGAACAAUUAUUGAAUGAUUAUUUUAACAUGAAUGAAGCAACAACACAAAUGGAUGAAAUAGUUCUUUCACAAACGUUCCAAGAUUCAUUAACGACUACUGAUGAUCAUAAUGAACAAGUACAAACAUUAGUAACAUCUAAUCAACCACAACAAUCUAGUUCUGAAUCAUGUACAAAUAUUAACACAAAGAAGAGAAAAACGACUGAUGACGAUGAUACUGAUAAUACAAAUAUGAACUUGAUGUUCGAAACAUGUUCAAUACCAUUCAAUCUAUUAAUAACAAACAAAUUAUUUAUUCAAAUGGUUAACAAUGUAAUAGAAUUAAAUAAAUUAAUGACUAUUAAUGAUAUUCAUGAUAUUGCAAUGUUAAUAUAUAAGAAAAAUGCUCUUCAAAUUGAUCGUGAUAUAACAAAAGCAUAUUUCCAUGCUGUUCAAGGUACAUUAAGAGAGCCUGAACUUGAACUAAAUCCAGUCAAACGAUCUGUUUUGCCUCGACAAGUUCAAUCAUUUAUGUUAGCUAAAAGUAAAACAACAACAACGUCGACAACAUCUUUCGAUGUUAAUGAUGAACAACAAAUAUUCAUUUGUAGUGAACUACUUAUUGAACGUGUAUUAGAAAUUAAAGAAAAGAUAAGUAUUUAUGAAGAAGAAUUGGAUGAUAAGAAAAAAUCUCUGGUUGAUUUUACAACACAAAUGGAGGAUUUAAUAUCAAGUUAUAUUCAACAAUAUUGUAUCAUACCACUUGAAAUGAAACGAAAAUUAAAAAUGACUUUACUUCAUUAUGAUUUUGAUACAGAACUAUUGAAACGACAAUAUUUACAAGAGAAACCAAAUGAUUAUCAACUUAAAAUUGCAAAAGCACUUUAUGAUUCGAAACGUGAAUUAGAAAAAUCAAAACGACAAUUAUUCGAAUUAAAAGAACAAGUCUUUUAUAAUAAAACUUUAUCAAUAUUCGAUGAUUCCUAUGAAAAACUUAUUCAACAGAAAAAGCUUGAUCUUAUGAUUAUUAAAAUUACAGAAGUCGAAACAAAAUUUUAUCAAAAUCAACAAGUUUUCGACAAUCAUAUGUCAACUAUGUGGAGAAAUCAUCGUGACUUAGUUCGAAACCAAGGAAUGACUACUACAUUAACAAAUAUCAUUGACAAAACUUUAGAUAAAAUUACAGAUCAAUGGCGAGCUAUUUAUAAUUAUCGAAUUGAUUAUUAUCUUCGAAAUUCUUAUGAUAAUACACAUGGUAAACAUAUGCAAAAAUUUGCAUUUUCAUCAUUCGUUAUUAUGGAUCAAAACUACAAAUUUACUGACAAACAAAUACAACUAUUAAAUCGAGGACCAACUUAUGUACCACCAUUUCAAUUAUCUAUUACUACUACAAUUAAAACACUUGAUGAUAAGAUUAAGAAGGAAUAUGAACCAUUGAAACAACAAUUAAGUCAUUUAUUUUCACAUUAUCAUAUUAAUAAAGCUUUAUCUAUGCAAAUAAAUACAAAAAUGUUUAAUGAAUUCAAAGAAAAUUUUUCUUUAACAAUACCAACAAUCUAUCAAGAACGUGCAAUAUAUGAACGAAACCUAGUUCAAUCAAUUCGAUCUUCAUUAAAUAACAAACAUCUUAUAUUACGAAGAACAGCCGACAAUUCAAAUACUUUCUAUAUUGGCAAUCGUAUUGAUUUUGAACUGAAAGCCAAUGACUAUUUACAACAUUCAGAUGCUAUUGAAUAUAUAACAGAUAUUGAAAGUAAUCCACAAUGGCGAAAUGAAUUUCAAGAAAUGAUUAAUUCAAUGAAUAAAUUAUUAGAUCAAUUGAAACAAAAUAAAUCAAUUGACAAUGAUAUCUACAAUCGUUUAGUGAUUAAUAUUAAUAAAGUACAAUUGGCAUCUUUAUAUUUUCUACCUGAUAUUUCUAAAGAAAAUGAAAUAUCAUUGGUACCUUACAUCAACACACAAAACAAUCCAACAACUCAAAUUGGUCUAUUUUUACAUCAAAUACUAUAUUCAUUUGUCGAUAAAAUUUUAAAAUCGACAACAUUUCGUGAUGAUAUUGAUUUUCUUCAAAAAUUAACUGGUUAUAUCAAAAAACAAUAUCGUCGUCUUCCAACACAAACAAUCUUUUGUACAAUUGAAAUAACAAAUUUUUCUACAUUAGAUAAUCAUAUGAAUAUGAUUGAUACUGUUAUUUCCUUCUUACAAAAUAAUAUGGGUACAAAUAAACUGAAAUGUAAUAUUUUAACAAUGAAGAAUCUUCUACAUAUUUAUUUAAAUAAUAAUAUCUUUUUAUAUAAGAAUAAAAUUUAUAAAAUGAGGAAAGGUAGUCCAAUGACGAUGCCAUUAUCAGAAACAUUAGCAAAUAUUUAUAUAUUCAAAUGGCAAAAUUUGAUAUUUGAUCAUUUACGUAAAUACAAUGAAUUUUAUGGAAGAUAUAAGAAUCAACUCUUUUUUACAUGGACUAAUGGAAAUGAAAGUGAACUUUCUAAUUUCUUACAAACCAUAAAAGAAAAACAAUCAAAUGUUCAUUUUCGAAAAUUAAUUGGUCCUAAUGUAGUAUUUUUAAAUACAUUUAUUGAAAAUCAACAAGGUCAAUUAUAUAGUCGUAUUGCACAUCAUCCAAUUCUUCCACAAUUUACAUUACCUUAUCUUGUUGGUCAUUCAAAAUUAGGUCAUAGUGAUUGGCUUCGUUGGACAUUAAUUCGAUCUGUUUGUUGUUGUUUAUUAAUUGAAGAUUUUCGUCGUGAACGUAUUUAUCUUGAAUUAUCAUAUCUUACAAAUGGAUAUUCAUUAUUAUUUGUUGAAACUCAUAUUCAAAAUUUUUUUGAAUACUUUCAUACAUCUCAUCUACGAUAUAUUAAUAAUCAAACACAAUACAAUGAAUUUCGUCAAAAAUGGUUAGAUUAUAUGUCUAUGCAAUAUGAAUUAACUGAUCAACUUCAACAAUUUGAUAAUCAAGAUCGUCUUAUUCGUUUCAAUUAUUUAUAUGAAUGGGGUCCAAGAUGUAACUUUAAUCAAAAAUUUCUUGAUUUAUGGUCCGAAUACUUUUGUCGUCAUCCAUUAUUAUCGAAAGAAAAAUUGAAAAUUUUAUUAACAACAAAACAUGAAUAUUCCUUAAAUACUUUACUAGGAGGACUAGAUUGA
Molecule: messenger RNA, 3318 nt
Organism: Adineta steineri
Lineage: Eukaryota; Metazoa; Rotifera; Eurotatoria; Adinetida; Adinetidae
Source: the annotation of a GenBank genome assembly